ACACCGGACGCCGCGUCCUCUCCUCCUCCUCACACCCGGACGCCGUGUCCUCUCCUCCUCCUCACACCGGACGCCGCUCAUUCUCCCGCGCACACGACAUGUUGUUUUCCGGCAGCAGGAAGGAUUCCGACCUGAGAGAAGCCGCGUCCCUGAGGCAGCAGAGGAGGAUGAAACAAUCCGUCCAGUUCAUCCAUAAGGAUUCCGCAGAUCUCCUCCCUCUGGACGGACUGAAGAAACUGGGGACCUCCAAGGACACGCAGCCGCACAAUAUUUUGCAGCGACGUUUACUGGAGACCAACAUAACAAAACUGAGGAACAAUCGGCCGCCGUGGAUCCCGAAGAGCGAAACGCAGAGCAACAAACUGCAUCAUGGGAAAACGGAGACCCCCAGAAAGAGUGAGGAGGAGGACGCUGUGUUUGUCUGGUGUCAGUGUGCAGGGAAGGAGAUGAAGGUGAAGAUAGACACGUCCUGUCAGCACAACAUCAUCUCCUCCGCCUGCCUGGACCGACUGGGGCUGAAGGAACAUUUCAGGUCCUAUAAGAAUGAGGAGGAGACGAUGUCUCUGCCGUACGACGUGAAGACCCUCGGUCAGGUAGAAGACGUGACGGUGACGUUGGGCAGUGCGACCCUGGACCUGACCGCGGCCGUCACCGAUGAUAAAGAGCGGAAAUUCUCCCUGGGUCUCCAGACUCUGCGCUCCCUGAAGUGUGUAAUAAAUCUGGAGAAGAAUCAUCUAGAGUUGGGCCAAGCGGACAGAGAGCUCAUCCCGUUCACGGCGAGCCGCAGCGCAGCCCAAGAGGAGCAUUCAUCAGAUGCGCUAUAAGAAGUCAAAUCCUGAAGCCAAACAAGAACCGGCGUCAUCGCCAUCAUCCUGCCCUCCCGUGUCUCCCGUCUCGUGGCUCCUGUGGCGCCCCCUCUCUGUGCUUUUUAUACCUACACCCUCCCUGAUGAUAAUUUCACUAGAACUGGAGAUUUUUUACUAGAUGUAUUUUACUAUUCUGCUAUUUCUACUGUCAUCCUGGUCCUAUAGAGAUACAUUUACCUGAUCUCCCCCAUACAGCUGCUCCACAGCGCCACCCAAUGCUCAGGGCAGGAAGUGCAGGUAAAAAGAUGUUCUCAUCUGCAUAAUGGUUAUCAUGAGGCUGAGCCCGGGGUGUGAAUACUUUACUGUUUUAUCCUGAUGUUAUAUUGCCUUAUAUAUAUAUAUAGUGUCCAUGUAUCUGCGGGUCGAGAAACAAUCAUGGGAUAAAGUAUUCACACCCUUCUCCAUCCUGUGUAUCUCCAGCUGUUGCAAAACUACAACUCCCAUCAUGCCCUGACAGCCGAAGGCUGUCAGGGCAUGAUGGGAGUUGUAGUUUUGCAACAGCUGGAGAGCCACAGGUUGAUUUAAUGCACACACUCAUUAUUAGAUCAAUGCAUGCUGGGAGUUGUAGUUCUCCAACAGCUGGAGAGCCACAGGUUGCAGAUAAUUGAUUUAAAGGGGUACUCUGGUGGAAAACUUUUUUUUUUUUAUCAACUGGUGCAAG
This is a messenger RNA of Hyla sarda, 1527 nucleotides long. It is a transcript of the gene NRIP3, whose product is annotated as nuclear receptor interacting protein 3. The record is from RefSeq and is a predicted model, not a curated record. The transcript has 7 exons. Gene Ontology annotation, molecular function: aspartic-type endopeptidase activity. Gene Ontology annotation, biological process: proteolysis. Bases 99 to 824 code for a protein of 241 amino acids. NCBI's taxonomy places the organism in Eukaryota, Metazoa, Chordata, Amphibia, Anura, Hylidae.